CUCAGUAGAUAUCAGCUGAAUUAUUCGGCUAAAAUGCCCUGGCACGGGCAUACGUAGUCGUCGGUCCGCCAUUACGACGCAGCCGAAGACACGUUCGUCGUAUUUAGUUAAAUAUUUUCGUUUAUAAAUGAGUAAUAACGCUCAUGAACUAAGUAAUCGACUUCUGAAUGCGUUGGAUAACAAUUACAAUGUAAGUUUCCGAGUUUUGAUGAGCAUAAGGCCGACAAACGAGUAAUGAUACGAAAACGUUCCACGAGCCCGUGACACCCGAUUCGAUGUUGCGAUCCGAACAGCGGGGAGGUCGCCUCGGUAGUUCCUUGUGCUGUGCAAUACCAUACGAGUGUUCGAUGUCCGUUCAGUUUGAAUAUGAAGUUCGAUAUGGGUCGCGGAGCGGAAACGGCGCGUCUGGAUACGAGCGUUACGAGCUCGGUGGGGCCACUGACGUCGUCAGCCCCGUCCCUCCGUCCCUAGUGCCAAAAAUUUUGCAAUGUGAAAGUACGAAAUUGUGCCACGCGUGACCUUUCCCGUAUAUUUUUCGAGUCGUUUGCGUCGCGACGCUGUGGCAGUGGUGAUGUUUUCCAUAAGUUCAGAUUGUAUGUAAGUAUGUAGAUGUAGUGUUGGACGAGCGCCUGGCGGCGACAGCGCCGUCCGGGGCUCGUGGUGGUGUUUAUUACCCUCGGCGAGGCGCGCGGCGCUGUGCACGGCGAGUGAUUGCGUCAGGGUUGCUCGUUUUCAUAACGUUGUGCUAUAAACCUUGCUGCUGGUGAUCCGCGACCGUCGCGCCAUGGGGAACGCACACUCUAACGACGUUUGCUGUCGACUAAACUUUAUCUUCCGGUUUCUUAUCUCGCCUCGAUUACAAUUUUCAUAUUGGUUGUCGACAUGCAAGCGGUUAAUGAAAUUAUAUCCAUUUUGGAGAGAAUCAAUAUCACAAAAGAGCUGUUGGAGACCACCAGACUGGGCAAACACGUGAACGAGCUGCGACGGAAGACCUCUGAGCCGACCCUCGCGCGCCGAGCCAAAGUGCUCGUGAAGCGGUGGCGCGACCUCGUCAUACCGACCGUCGCGUCGCCGAACCAGACCGGAUCGAACAGAUCGUCAGCGGAGCGGCAAGUCCGUCGGCUCGGCGGGACGCCGCUCACCUCCCCGGCGCUGUCGCGGAAUGCGGUGAGCCCGGCGGUGCCCAGUCCGCGCCCCGUGUCGCGUCAAACAUGGGGCGGCUACGAGUCGGACUCGCAGGACGUGAUCCUCGUGGACGACGACCCCCCGUCCAACCCGGCCCUCGCGCCCCCCCUGCUCAACAUCGCACAGAAACCGCUCACACCUCCUGUGAAGAGGCCACCCUCCUCUGAACCUUUGUACGACGAGAAAAAAGCGAAAAGAGAUAAAAAACCCAAAAAAAGAAGGGGCCACGGUCGCGCCGGGUCAGGUGCGGAGUCAUCGGCGGGACCCUCGCCGGCGCCGGCGGGUGCGGGAACAGGGGUCGGCGUCCCCGCCGCCUGGGGCGUAAGGAACGGCGCUGGCGCGGCGCCCCCCACGGCCCUGGCGGCGACCGCGCCUGCAGCCGGGCCUGGCGCGGCGGCGGGGGAGAGGCGCGCCCGCAACGGGUGCCGCCGCGACGCGCUCGACCCCUACGCCGCGCUCGCCACGCGCAUGCCGCCCGCCGGAGGGAAGAAGGUGAAGACAACGAAGGAGCUGCUGGAGCAGAUCCAGUCGCGCGGCACAAAGCCCGCGUCGUCGGCCGGCUCGCCCGCCUCGCCGCGCUCCCCCGCCUCGCCCGCCUCGCCCGACGUCAUGCUCAUAGAGCCAGACUCGGUUCCGAUUAAGGUGGACUCACCGCUGCGCAACGGCGGCUCGUCCCCUCCACCGCUCCCCGCGGCGGCCGCGUCCCCCGCGCGCGCCCGCUCGCCCAUGCAGCCCCUGGAGGACGAGCGCGAGUACGUAGAGUGCACGUGUGGCACGGAGGAGGAUGCGCUGGACCCGGAGUGCCCGGCGGCUGCGCGUGGGCCGGUGCUGCCGCUGCACGUGCGUGCGCUGCACAACACGCUGGUGCCCGGCGUCAACGGCACGCGCGCGCCUUUACACCCGCAUCAGUUCGCCGUGCGCAAGCCCGAGCACGCCGACUGGCCCGGACUGUUCGCCAGCGUCGUGCCGCUCUACAAGUACUCGGACUACGCGGACGACUACUGCGCCAAGAACAUGGCCGCGGUGCCGCUCUGCACUCACCUGCCUUGGACGGAGUUCGCGCCGCCGCCGCCCGACCUGCCGCCGCCGCCGGAACCGCCGCCACUCAGACCUUACCCGAUAGACGACGAGGUGGAAGUCAAGGCGGAGCCGAAGGAAGAGGGCGACGACGAAAGCGAGGAUGCCGAAUCGAAGCCGGAGGCGGAGUGUCCGAAGAUGGAGCCGGAGAUGAUCGGCGUGCCGAGCCUCGAGCCGAGCGAGAGGCUGAAGGCCCCCAUCCUGUCCGCCGAGGACGAGACGCAGUUCGGCAAGAGCGAGCCGGGCGUCGAGCUCGACGUGCAGGACGCGUUCAAGACGGAACCGCAGGAGCACCGCACCGUCGAGAGGACGAAAGAGGAGCCGCUGGACGGGCGCGCGCUGCACGCGGAGUGCGUGCGGUGCGCGGCGGCGGUGCGGUACGACUACGCGCAGCUGCAGCCGGCGCCCGUGCUGGCGCUGCCGGCGGCGGAGGCGGCGCUGGCGGCGGCGCUGGCGGCGGUGGACGCGGCGGAGCGGGACGCGCUGUGCCGGCCGGCGCGGCCGCCGCGGUUCGCCGAGUGGCACGAGUGCGCGCGGCUCGGCGACCUCGUCGCGCUGCCCUACGUCGUCAUCGACUGACGCACUCUCGCCGCCGCCGCAAACACUAAAGUGUCCUUAUAUUAGCUCUAACGUGAUAUUGUAUAUAGGAGUGUAUGAUGGCUCGAAUAUGUACAUACAGUUUGUAAGUUAGCGAAUGUAGUUAGGCGACGAGAUGCGGCGCGCCGCGGCGGCACCACUCGCACACGACUACUGACACUAAAACUAAAUAGAUUUAAUCUCCAUGAACCCUUCCACUCGAGUGUUGUUGUUGUUAUUCAAUUUGAUAUUGACUCGACGUGUUCUAAAAUUUUGCUAUAUUAAAAGUUAUGUUAAAUGCGUCUUUAGCUUGAAAGGGAAACGUGCAAGCCAAAAUUAUAAAGUUUUAUCAAAGUUAAAAAUACUUUCGAAUUGCUCAAUUAUCGAUUUAUGUGCGUUUCCGAAAGAAUUCAAAAGACUAUCAUUUUUCUACAAAUUAAGCAAAAAUUUACAUCUUACUUGCUAAAACAAAACUUUACGCAAAAAAUGCCUUAUACUUUUCGCUGCAAACGUCCGACACACGAUCCCAAAGAGCCAGCAGUGUGUCGCCGCGUACCCCCCGCCCCGCCGCGGCCGCACUCCACACGCACUCACGCGCACUCCACACGCACCGCCGCACCAAUCAAUGUCUCGCUUUUGACAACCAUUUACGCGCCAAAAUUAUAAACGACCCUAUUUUUUUUAAAUUACGCAAGCUAGUGGCAUAUUUGUGUUGUGGCGAGGGAUAGAUCUCUUGUCAAACGACACCAUCUUGAGUCCACUCUUAUCUCAAGUGCAAAGAGGUCAUUUUGCCGCGUUCGUGAGCUACCGUGUGCGCAGAAACAAACUUUUUAAAAAUCUCUUAUAUGGAUAUAACGGAAUGGAUAUCAAGUACCAUAGAGAACUAUAAUCAUCUUGUUAUAAAAAGGAAGUCAUUCAGUAAUUGAUAUUUUGGCCUUAUAUAAAUUCUGCGAACGGCGGAAAAGGCGAAAAUGCGCCUCUAUGUCCUUGUAAUAAGUUUAAAAUCAUUGAAAAAAGCAAAUACAUUACUGCUUAGAAAAAGACUAAACUGCCACUGCCUCUGUUUAUGAAAAUCUUUAUAAAUAAAUGGUUAGUGAUAUAAAAAUAUUUUUUAAAAAGGGGAUUAAAAAUGGCACAUUUGUUUCUAACACCCGAUCGAUCCCAAUUUUAAUCUUCAAUCUGAUUCCGAAAUUAAACCAAAAAUAACUCACUUGUCAGCAAGUCAUGUUUCCUGGUGAUAGGAUAUAUUUUAUAUCCGACCGGAUAACGACCACCGCACACUAUGAGUUAAAACCGCCAUAGUGGCCUACGAAAGUGUCGCGUUCCGGGAUCAGUGUGCAUAUCCAGUUCCAACAAGCCGGCAUAAUUGUGUUGACUGUCGAAGAGUAAUCAUCUCUCGUCUGUCGACAUUCUAUUAGAUACCACUUCACUUACCAUUGUCAUUUUGCCGAUCACAAAUAAAAAAAAACAAAUACUUUGUUGUUAUUAGUCUAUUUUAGAUCUAAAAAAGCGAUUGGGAUCGUUUGUAGAAAAUGAUAGUAAAACAUUAUACUGAUAAUCUUAAAUUGGCAUGGAGUUCCUUGAGCUACUCGACAGACUAUGGGUCAGGCUUGACUGAAGAAUAUCAACAAUGUAACUUGGACAUAACAGUACUUUUUAGCUGGCACAGAAUUAUAUUAUAGCAAGCACUUACGAGGCCAAAACAACAAAAAAAGAUAAUCAUAUUGCUAAGUAACCUAAAACAAAAUGCAGGGCAGAUAAAUCAAAUAUCUCUAAUUGUCUUUACAAAUUCUUAAAUCAAUAUGACUGCCUCUUCACUACUGAUUGCAACAGUUAUAUACUUACAUAGUUUCCGGACAUUUACUGGCGACAAAUUCCCGAAACCAAACACCAGUAUGCGAGCACUGUUUUGAAUGAUGAAAACCAGCAUACUCAAGGCCUAUCAAUAUUUCAUAUUGAGUGCAGUGUGGUGUACUGAACUUUGUUCAAAGUAUUGAGGCCCAUGUUCACAAACUUGGCCAAGUGCGACGCAAUGCUGUGAUAAUAAGUCUGUUUCUCAGCUCGUAAGCAUGGGAUAGAACGAGGUGCUGUGAUUGGUUAAUAUUGAAAUGCAACUUCUGUUGGCGGUCAGAUAAACAAAGCCAAAGAAUACUAUGACAUUGCCAACGAUGCGUCAGCGCACUGUGGGUCCUCAAAGUAUUGUUCAAUACGGAUGAGGAGUUGUUAAUGCGCAGUCAUGACUGUUGCAAUCAGGAGCUUGUCACCAAUGGCGUAGCUAGGUAACCAAGGUCCCUGAUUAAACUUUUUGGGUAGGCAAGAUGCUUUGUCAGUUUCCUAGGAUAGUCCUAUAAAAAGAUCACUGGUCUAGAUGGCCUUCUCCCAGUGCAUUGCAGCGUCUAGCCCGGCUCCUCCCGACAUUUAAGUGAAUCAAAAGGAAUCAUUUAAGUGAUUUUAACUUUAUAUAAAUCAGGUUCUAAUUGAGGUGGUAGGAAAACAGCUUGUAUUAUUCGAUUCGCAAGAUAUUCCGUCCAAAAAACUGAUGACCGAGUUUGUAUAGGAAUUCUUUUGUAAAGUAAAUCUGGAAUGUCAUGCGGCUUGUUCUAACGAGGCGGUACAUACAAUAUCCAGCAAUUUGCCGGCAUAGUGAUUAAAACCGUCGAUUCACUCCGGUUGGUUCUUAUUAUGAUCGCAGUUGACAUCAAGUACAAUGUAUUUGCUGUGUUUGGUUUAUCAAGGUAUUCAAAUUAUAUCAUAUUGGGCGUUCAACUUAUGAAUUUUCGGCCAUAUUGGCCGGCUUUAGCAUUCAAUAUUAAUUAUAGGUUAGCAUCUCAUUAUCCAUAUUAAGAUUUAAAUAGACUGAAAAUAAGCUUCAACGCGUUUAUUGAAGUACAAAACAAUACCUUUUCUCAGCGUGAGCUACUUUGAUAUCAUGGAUCCUAAACUCAUGAAAUCAGUAUCAUCCAUUUGUGGAAAAACUUAUUUUAUAGCCAGCAUUAAUGUCCCAAAUACAUUUACAACUUUGCCUAAAGCCUUUUAUCAGUGCUCCUAAAAAUAUCCAAACUAAAAAUCAAUUCUUAUCGAUAAAAAUCCUCAAACACAAAAAUGAAAAUUGAAGCAAUAUUUCAUUAUGAAUAAAAUAAAUUGAAUAUUUUUGUAUUGAAUUAAAUGUGCUCUACAGAGGGAAAAGUAAUUUAUCCUAGUACGGGAAUCAUUUAAUAAUAUACUUCCGAAUUUGUAAUAGGUCGUCAAAAGCAGACACUCUCGCGCAAGGGCGGCGCGUGCGUUCAAUAACAGAUGAUUUGUCAUAAUUAUUGUAAGUCAAAAGCAUCGUUGCAACGUGUUUUAGUCAUGUAUAUUUAUUUGUAUUGUUUUAGGCAUCAAACUUAUCCUUAUUUCGCGGUGGAUCGCUUACCUUAUGACUCUCAUUUGUAACCUAAGUUAUUGUACUUUAAGUUUAAAUUCCAAUAUUUUCCCCAGUCGAACCAUCGAAAAAAAACGUUUUCCAAGACUAAAAUAUAUAGUCAAGCCAUAAACCAAAAAUCAAAAACUAAUCAAGAAUCUUCCAUAUUUUGUUAUACUGCCAUAUUUUUUUGGAAAAUGAAUUAUUGUGAGUCGAUAUGCGAUAUUGUGAUUAGUCACAUCGAAGCCCAUAUAGGUUACCAAAAAAAAUUAAAACAAAAAACCAAAUAAAAAAUAUUAAAACGAUAAUAAAAUGUAAUCUAGUUUGUAAACAUGUCUGAGAUUUCCUAGGUAAUGUUAAAUAUGCGUUAAUUCAUUAACCAACGAGAUUAUCGAUUAUUCCAACAAUGCUCAUAAUAUUACCGAUAUUCACCUGCAUUUAGUCUCAUAAAUCGAUUAGACUGAUCACAAUCGAUUCGCAAAUCGAUAUCAUUCGAUUCCUAUAGCGAUCCGCCGCAUAUUAUUUCCUUAUAGCAUAGCAGAAAAUUAAGAAAAUUCCUUACACAAUGACUAUAAAGGCAAAACGUCUAGACUGUUAUUCGUAUUUGAUUUAUAUUGUUACCGAAUGUGAUCGAAAGAAAUGAAAAAAAAAUUAGGUAAUUAAUAAUUAAAUAGGAGUUCCAAUUGUAUAAUAUACAUAUAUAUUGCUAUAUCAUUAUGGUGAAGAAUAUCAUUGAAUUACGAGUGAAAAUGAACUUGGAUACAGUUUUAAUGCGGCGUCUAUUGCUAAGAGAAAUAUAGAUAUAGAUUUUUAUUUUAGGCGAGUUUGUAUACUGUAAACUGCGUCUUGAGUUCAUGUCUAGAAACAUUUCAAUUGAGUAACCUGUUUUGAACAUUUUUCUAUUGUCACUUGGUUCUGAUUGUCUUAGAGUACAUAAUGUUGCCUCAAAAUACUUACCAUAUUGUGUAUUUGGGAGAUUUUUUGUCAUUCCAGUUUAAAUAACGUUCUGGUUUGUUUUCUUCUGAACAAUAAAAAACAAUACACUGUUUUAUUAAAACAAAUAUGUAAAUGGCUUAUUGUGCUUUCGUUAGUUGACGCUACAGUAUCGAUGACGUAUACAAAGUCGCCUAAUGUUCAAUAGGUAAAUGUGUUCACAUUCAUAGUAUAUGCAAAAUUCUGUCGAUGUGAUAAAGUUGUUGGUUUCCAUGCAUAGAUAUAUUUUUGCACUUUCACAGCCGCGUUGGAACUGUUUCAAACUAACUAGUUUUUAUAAAUAAUAAUGUCCGAGAUACCGAAUUAUUGUUUUUUUUUUCUAAUAAUUCUGAUGUCCCAUAGGUAAUGGAGUGAGAAAUAGUGUUGUUUUUUUUAAACAUAGUACAUAUUUAUUAUUCUAAGAUGUAUUCACGUUUAUUUUUGUGACAAUUUCGGUAUCUCGGAUGUAAAUGAAUACUCUUGACGUCGUGUUUGUGCGCGUUGUGUAAUUUUUAAAUUUGGAAAUUGUUAUAACGGUUUUUCAUUAAUCCAGAGAGAGAAAAUUCUAGAAAUCUUAAUUUAAUUUUUUUCAAAAAAAUAUGAGAUCCAGAUAUAUGCACUCUGUAUUUGUGCAUUUAUUUGCUAUAAAUACAAAUUUUGCAUUGAAAUACGGUUUUAAAAAUACUUUCCUACAGUUACAAGUCUGCAAUUCAUAGCACGGACUUUCUCAUUGGACACCAACCCUUUGACCACCGUACACAAGGUGUUAAAACCCGCCACAGCCGCCCACGUAAGUGUUGCAUUCCGGGAUCAGCUUGUGAAUAUCCGCUUUUAACAGGCCGGCAUAACUGUGUCGACCGUCGAGGGGUUAUCUAUCGUCAGUCGUCACUCUAUUAGACCACACUCCAUUUACCAUCAGGUGCAGUGAGGUCACUUGCACUGCGUGCGUAAAAAAACAGCCUAUAUCGAAAUUGUAGCAGUUAGAAAAUAUCUAAAUACAAUAAAUAUAUAAGUUUACAUAACGCGCAUAAACAUCAGACUGAAAUUGACUGUACAACAUUAUAACAAAGAUUGUGUGUUGAUUUACAUAAACGGAUUUGAAAUAGUCGCUUCUCUGUAUUCAAUAUAUUUUGAAUAUAUUAUCAUUUACCAUAAGAUUUCAUGAUUUUGUUUAAACGAAUUUGUUACAUGAAUUUUUGUUUGAUUUUACCAGUUUUUGUAGUGCAAGCUCUGUCGGAUUUGAUUGUGGACUGGCAGUCGUUGGUAAAAUUAUAGUUCAUCUCUGUAACAUGAGUAAAAGGUAUGUCGAGUCGACCGUACAUUGACUUGGCUUGGGAUAGGAGUUAAUUAAUGUGUUGUUAAUGUGUGAGGUGAAGUGUAUUUGUGUGAGUGUUAUCAUAUUGCGUUCAGGAGACCUGAUAACCAAAUAUCUGUAAAAUAAAAUUGUAAAAAUAAUCAUUCCCUGUUUAAGUUGAUAGAGAUGCGACUAUUCCACUUUUUAUGGUUUGUUUUAAAAACACUGUUUAUUUCAAAGGUUUAGUUUCAUAUUUUGGUAUCAAGAUUUUUUUUUUUCUAUUUGUAAUUUUUUCCGCAGUUCCCUUUCAUCUUCUAUUCAAAGCAUUUUCACAAUCCAGUAUGCAUUUAAAACUUAAACAAAAGAAUCCUACUUCCUAUCUAUUGUAAGGAAAUACCAUAAUACAGUCAAUCAUAUUUUCACUAAACUGAUAUAUCUUCGUUUUCUAAUUACAGUGUUUUUAAAACAUUCCAAAAUAAUCAACACAUUAGAUUAUAUGUAGUUAUCGAUGGGCCGUCAGUAAAAUAUGCCACGAACAUAUUGUCCACAUUAUUUUGUUUGUAAAAUCAUGUUUGCGUUCGUCCGUACCAAUGUAAUGUCGUCGUGUGCUUUACCGACGGCCUGGCCAACGGGAAUGCGUUGCAGAAAUUAUCCAAAUAAAGAUUAUUUUCUAGUUUCGGUGGGCGAUGUCCCGCGACGUGUAAUGCGUCGCCGUCGGCUGCCCGAACUAAGCGCUCGCAGCGGGUCCGUCUCACAACCAAUUUGUGUGCCACAAUUAUUUAUCUACGAAAAUUAUAUUUGUACAGAAUCAUUCAUUGUUUAUUGAAAUUGAGUAUUUUGUUUGAAACAUAUCUAGGUGUCCAAAAAGUCGGUCACGCGACGCAAUUUGUGCCAAUGUUUGUAAGAUACGAAUAGGGAAUAUGCGAUUUGUUAUUUUCGAGACGUUAAUGUAUUUUUGCUUGAUAGUUCUGCUAUCUUUCCAUAUACUAUGCUCAAAGGUUGCCAUACUAAAAAAGUAAAAUACUAAAGCAUUUAUAUUAGACAAAUAAAAAAUACAUAAAUGUCUCGUUAAAUUAAAUAUUUCGCGAGAACGUAGAUGUUUAUCGUUUACGUGGUUAUGACAAUAAAAUUGUAUGUAUAGGGUCGAGCGCGAUCCUCAUUUAUCAGCAUAUUUGUUGAUUUGUAGAGAUUGAUGUUUGUUUGAAUUGACGUUACCCGGUUCACGACUAUGUUGGCUGAGAAAGGAAUGAGUACUCCAUUUUUUGUUGCUAUUUGUUACUAUUAUAAUUAAUUCUUUUUCGUUCCAAAAGACUAUAAUGUUAAUAGGCAAUGUUGAUUCUCAUAUAUUUAAUAUCUUGAAGAUUUAAUAUUUUUGAAUAGCAUCAUGUCCAUUUGUUUCUCAGUCGGCUUGUUGGCAAUGUAAUUAGUUAUUGUUAUAUUUAUGUUCUGGUGUCGCUCUCUGUGUUGUCGGUUGUGAGACGGACCCGCUGCCGCGGCGCAGAACCAAAAGGCCUUACAUUUAAUGCGCGGGUGAAGCCGGGCGUUGAGCUUGUAUAAAUAAUGUAACCCGCAGACUGCCUUGUUGGACUCGAUCCAAAAUUUUGGUAAAAUAUAAAAAGCAAAAUAUAUGUGUUUUUAUUAUGA
Molecule: messenger RNA, 10148 nt
Organism: Manduca sexta (tobacco hornworm)
Lineage: Eukaryota; Metazoa; Arthropoda; Insecta; Lepidoptera; Sphingidae
Product: WAS/WASL-interacting protein family member 1
Exons: 10
Coding region: 883-2841 (652 amino acids)
Biological process (GO): regulation of transcription by RNA polymerase II; positive regulation of gene expression
Cellular component (GO): mediator complex; nucleus; core mediator complex
Molecular function (GO): transcription coregulator activity
Source: RefSeq, a predicted model, not a curated record